Paramecium pentaurelia is the source of this 357-nucleotide messenger RNA. The record is from the annotation of a GenBank genome assembly. Lineage: Eukaryota; Ciliophora; Oligohymenophorea; Peniculida; Parameciidae.
AUGACUGACUUAGAUUUCAAUAAUAGCAUUUGCAAUAAUGAAUAAAAAUCAACUGAGAGAAGAACUGAUUAAUUCCGAAUAAUAAAAAAAAUUACAAAGAAGGGAAAAGGAUGUUAUUGUUAGAAUUUUAGAUAGAAAAAAAAAUAUAAAAUAGAAUCACCUUAUGAAUCUUCAAAUGAAUGUGAUGGUUGGGAAGUAGAAGACAAUUACAGUAGAAAAUUGUAAACACGUAGAAAUUAGAAAGAAUUUGUUGAUUUAGUUUAGUAUGCAUCCAAACUUUAAUAUGUGAUAAAUAUGGCUAAACAGGAACUCAAGAUAUUGGAAGAAACUAUGUAAUCAAAUCAAACAUAAAAAUGA